AAUACUCCCUCCGUCCCGCUAUAUUCGUCCACUUUUGACUUUUGGAACUGUUCAUCUAAGCACUUUGACUCAUCAAAUUCUCUCAAUGUGUAAGCCUAAAUAUAGUCAUGCGUGAUCUUGUUUGAUUUGUCUUAACAUAUAGAUUAUUAAUAUAUACCGGAGUAAUUUUUAUAAUUUUUUAAUAUACAAAUUACACAAUAAAAUGGAUUAAAGAAGUGUAUUGGAUGGUCUGCAAAAAUGAGAGUGAACAAAUAUAGUGGGACGGAGAAGUAAGAAAUAAUCAUAAUGUGAGAUUCACUUGAUUAACUGAAAAAUCAAAAUGAAUGAAUAGUUGAAUACCACUGUUGCAAGCUCAGUCUCAUUGUGUCUGGUUCUUGGCUUCUUAUCUUAUCUGAUUAUCCAUUACAUCAUCUUCCCUAACAAGCUUUGAUCAUGAGUUUAUGCUUCCUCUGCUCAAAUUUUACGCCUUCAAUUUCGCUCACCGAGCCCGAUUUCCGCUGGGUUCCCAGGCCUCUCCGGCAGGUCCGAUCCGUCCACCCGCGGCGAACAAAGCACGUUUCUCCUGGUUUUCUUAGAGCUUUUGAAGAUGGAAUCGGAGUCUUAUCUCCGGACGAUUCGGUUCCCGUUCGCAACCCUGUGAUCGAGGCCGGCAGUGAAGACGAAGUUGCUGAUCAUCUAGAAGGGUUCAAUGUAGAUGAUGCAAGUGUCGAACCAGAAGAAAAUGCUCAAAGGCCUGCGUUGAAGAGAACUGGCGAGGGUUUUGAGGAAAAAGCCUACUUAGUAGGAGUUGCCUGCAAAAGCAGCAGGGAUGAUUCAUUUGACAUUGAGGAAUCACUGAAAGAGCUGGCUCAACUGGCUGACACUGCUGGACUAGUGGUUGUUGGCUCUACAUUUCAAAAACUAUCUACUCCGAAUCCUAGGACGUAUAUAGGAUCUGGCAAAGUGGCAGAAGUAAAGAGUGCAAUCCGUGCCUUUGGAGUUGAGACUGUAAUAUUUGAUGAUGAACUUUCACCGGGGCAGUUGCGUAACUUGGAGAAAUCUCUUGGAGGUGAUGUCAGAGUGUGUGACCGCACUGCUCUCAUACUGGAUAUAUUUAACCAACGUGCAGCCAGCCGUGAAGCUGCUCUGCAGGUUUCACUAGCACAAAUGGAGUACCAGUUACCACGGCUAACAAGAAUGUGGACUCACCUUGAGCGUCAAGCUGGAGGGCAGGUCAAAGGUAUGGGUGAAAAACAAAUUGAAGUUGAUAAGCGUAUAUUACGUACUCAAAUUGGGAUUGUCAAGAAAGAGCUAGAAUCUGUCCGGAAGCAUAGAAAACAGUAUAGGAACCGACGCACCUCUAUUCCUGUCCCUGUUGUGUCUUUGGUUGGAUACACAAAUGCUGGAAAGAGUACUUUACUGAAUAGGCUGACAGGGGCUGAUGUUCUUGCUGAGGAUAAGUUAUUUGCCACACUUGAUCCCACAACACGAAGGGUUCAGAUGAAGAAUGCGAGAGAGUUUCUCCUGACGGAUACAGUUGGGUUCAUCCAAAAGUUACCAACUACGCUGGUUGCUGCCUUCAGGGCAACAUUGGAAGAAAUAUCUGAAUCAUCACUUUUGGUGCAUUUGGUGGACAUCAGUCAUCCAUUGGCAGAGCAACAAAUUGAAGCAGUGGAUAAUGUUCUUUCGGAAAUUGAUGCAUCUUCAAUUCCAAAGUUGAUGGUAUGGAAUAAGGUUGAUAAAGUUGCAGAUCUGGAAAAGAUAAAGUUGGAAGCCAUGAGAAAUGAGGCUGUUUGCAUAUCUGCUUUUACUGGUGAAGGGCUCGAUGAGUUUUGCGAUGCAGUUCAGAAGAAACUGAAGGAUACUAUGGUUUGGGUUGAAGCUUUGAUACCGUUUGAUAAAGCCGAACUCCUCAGUUCCAUACAUCAAGAUGGAAUUGUUGAUAAAACUGAAUACAGAGGAAAUGGAACAUCGGUGAGAGGGUAUGUGCCCCUGCGUUUGGCCAGGGCUCUCACCCCAAUGAGGCAAAUGUGUGUGUCAUAGCAUCUUACCCCUCUGUCAUAUUUUGUUGUACCAGUUCAAAGCUGGUAUCCACUGCACAUAAUUCACACAAUAGGUCAUAGGGCUAUGCUAGAACAACACCAACCCUGACACCACGAACAAUAACCGCCUUUCAAUUCGUACCCACACAAGAUAUAGAAUGUGGACAAACCGAAUUCUCCGACGAUUAUAUCGUGAUUGUGUACAAGUUUACUGACAGUUGGUUGUCAUUUGUGGUGUCAAAAUUGGUGUUAUUCUAGCAUUUUUUAAUGUAAAUAUUCUUAUAGAUGGGGGAUUGACUCAGUAAAUGUGUGUGUAUUCUUAGCUCCUGUGGUCAAUGGUUGCUUCAGUCACUCGUUGUCUAGUGGUUGGUUAUGUACACCUUAUGUACAACUUGUACUAACUUUGACGCGGUCAGUUUUUAGUAACUAGUAUGAAAUGUAAAUGUGGCGUAGAAGGGCUAUAUAACAAAUGACAUGCAUACAU
This is a messenger RNA of Cuscuta campestris, 2505 nucleotides long. NCBI's taxonomy places the organism in Eukaryota, Viridiplantae, Streptophyta, Magnoliopsida, Solanales, Convolvulaceae. The record is from the annotation of a GenBank genome assembly.